AUGAGAGUCUUCCACAGUGGGGUCAAGCAGACAGCCACUGAGCUCAGAUAUAAAUUAGGGAUUGUUCGAGAGAGAUUUGAAGCAAGACCUUCUAAGGCCCCAGAUCCACCUCCACUGCCUUGCUUUCGAAUUGAGCAAGCACCACCAUUUACAUACACUGGGGUGGACUUGCGGGUCCCAUCUACACAAAGGAUGGGACUUGUAAAGUCACUCAAGAGGUUUACCUCCAGGAGAGGAGCACCACACAAGUUCAUUUCAGAUAAUGGAAAGACAUUUAAGGCUACAGCUAAAAAGAUCAAGAAGAUCAUGAACCAUCCUGAGGCGAUUGAUUACGUUUAUGAUCCCAGGACCGAGUGGCUGUUCAACAUUGAAAGAGCUUCCUGGUGGGGAGGAGUCUUUGAGUGGAUGGUAAAGUCAGUUAAGAGGUGCUUGAGAAAGUCUAUGGGACAAGCACGGUUGACGUUAGAUGAGCCACAUACUGCUAUUGUUGAGAUAGAAGCUGUAAUCAAUUCGAGACCUUUGUCAUAUUUACCUCCCAAUGACAUUGAGGAACCACUUACUCCAUCGCAUUUAUUCAAUGGUAGACGACUGAUAACCUUUCCAGACAAGUUAUGUUACAAUUAUGAUGAUGAGGAUCCAGAAUUCAAUGCAAGGCCAGACAUGCUGAUCAAGCGACUGAGGUACCUCAAUAACAGAAUAGAACACUUCUGGAAAAGACGGAGUUCUGAGUACCUACUUGAGCUCAUGGAACAGCAACAACGCUGGAGUUGA
Amphimedon queenslandica is the source of this 771-nucleotide messenger RNA. RefSeq lists its product as uncharacterized. The transcript has 3 exons. Gene Ontology annotation, molecular function: nucleic acid binding. The coding region runs from base 1 to 771 and encodes 256 amino acids. The record is from RefSeq and is a predicted model, not a curated record. Lineage: Eukaryota; Metazoa; Porifera; Demospongiae; Haplosclerida; Niphatidae.